UUUAUUUUGGGGAUUUAUAUGCCGCUUCAUUUUUGUAAUAUUAAGCUUCCGAAUUUAAUCAAGCGUUUUCUGACUUUUACUUCUAGAUAAACGUAACUGAUGUUAGUUUUUACCUCUCGUAAGUAAGUUUUGAUGAAAUGAAUAGAAAAAUCCACUGAACAACAUGGCAUGCUGUCCAAAUGUCUCCUUAUUGUUUGUUUAAGUACUUGCAGUUAGAGGGUAUUUGGUAUUUUGUUAACACCAAGAAAAGUUGGUAAUAACGCUUGUGUGCUUCAUGUUGAUUAGUUUUGGAUACUUUUAUACCUCAAAUUUUUACAGUAAUUUUUUGACUGUUUGAAAUUCUCGGAUUAUCCACUAAAAGCAACAAAUUGUAAUCUUGCAAUAUUGAAAUGGGCGUGCCUGACAUACACUAUCAAAUGUAAAUUACAAUCCUUUUCUUUAGGAAUCAGUAGCUCUUGCAUUUUUUAAAAAAUUGACUGUCGAGUGGUGCUACUAUCCGGUUUCUGGAAUUAAUAGAUGUCAUCAUGCCUUAUUUGAAUGGUGAACCUUUCGUUAAACGGCAGCCACCAAGUGAUCUCUCAUUAGACGAAGAGUUAUUUUUCCUGCCCACUACAUUGGAAGUUUUUCGUGACUACGAUGACUAUUUCGAACGUACAAUUCUUGUAAAUAGUCUAACAUGGACUUGUUCAGUGUGUAAUAGAGGACCUUCCACUUACAAAGAAGCACUGGCAUGUGAGCGUGGAGACUAUCGGCAAUUGAACGCCUUUGAUAAUGCUCUGGCUUCUGCAUUGCUGUAUAUUAUUGGAGGUGCACGGAAACGAAGGCUCCCAGAACUUGUUGAACUAAUAUGUGGAUUUGCAAGUAGUCGAUUUUUCGUUGGUGAAGAGAUUGAAUUUCAGACUGCAGAUUCAAAUGUUCGGUCUCUUGGUAUUAUUGAUCGUGUGGUCGUGUCACAGAGAAAAAGCCAGUUUGAGCAUAGUGGAUUAUCGAUGGAUCCAAAUGUUCAGAAGCCUGCCUUUCCUGAUGCAUUGAAACUUCAUUACUGUGUAAGGGAGCAUAAAAAGUCUGAUAAUGUAAACCGUAUCGCCUCAAGUGUUUUGGUACCUGGAUCUAUUAUUAAUCGUCGCAGUCGUAACGUAUUGGCUAGGGAUCACAUUAAGUUCUUCAUUCGUCACACGUGCGAAUUAAGAAACGGUGUUUUCACACCCAAAGUUUCGAUUAUGCAACGUUAUAAGUUACAUCCGUAUGGACCUGUGACAUGGGCUAAACUUUUUCUGCCACCAGAACCUUGUUGGUCUGAACUGACGCCUGCUCCUCCAUCCUCAAUAAUUCGGACUGUGAGCAAUCUAACGAAAGAAUCCAGUCGCCCUAUAUGCCAAGGUUUUAAAGUUAUCGAUACUUAUACGGAUGAAUGGACCAGUCGAGGUCAAACGAAACCUUCUCCAAACGUUCCAUGUUCCAUUGCCAUUAAUCAUAACAUGGCUUCAUCAGGAGGAACAACCCGUGUACAGUAUUUUGAACCCCUCGGUUUUCAGUCGCAAAAAGUUCUUUAUCAACAGACACAUACACUAAUGGCUGGUACACAUGCAAUGAAUGGUCCCUAUAAUCAGUCAUUACCGCAACCAGUUUUUGAUAUUUCACGUUCUUUAAAAGUUGAAAAAACUGAAUUAGAAAAGGAGUGGAGUAUGGUGCGUCGUCGUGAUGAUUUGGAAUUAUCGGAUUUAGUGCCAUUACCAGAAUUCGCUAAGUUUCCUUCUUCACUUCCUCCGGAUGAUAUUGGCUCAGCUCUACAGUUACUAGAGUUUCUUCAUGUAUUUGGUCCACACAUCGGACUUGUUAUCCCACAAAUAGGUAAAUGUACAGAAGUGAUCGGUACGAAUUUAUCCCGUUCUACUCCUUCACUUACAUUAGCUACUUUGGAAAGUAGCCUUUUGGAAUCGGAUCCGUGUGGUCCUUUAGCGGAUUUUUUUAUAAGUAUGCUGUCUACUAUACGUAGGUUAGAACUGGACGCCAAUUCUCGCCAACCAACUCCAAAUGCUUCGGCAGCAACAAUUGCUGCAGCGUCGGCUGUUGCUGCCGCUGAAGCUGGUUUUUCUGUGAAUACACAAGUCUCCCAUGUUUCUGGAAUUGGAAUCGAUAAUAAUUCACUUUAUGAUGAGGAUGCAGUCGGUCCUGAAGACAGUGCUGUCUUCCGUGUGCUACGGGAUGCUGGAGCUUCAACUCGUUUAUGUGAACUUAUUGGUAUACCAACCCAAGCAGCCACCAUUGCUGCCGGUAAAGCUGCUGUGGCUGCUUCUGUUGCGUUGAACACAACAGGUGGGACUGUUGUAAAAGAGGAUUCAUCAGGGAUUUCAUCUUCAGUAUUUCCAAAUGCAAUUAACCGAAGUUCUGUUACACGUGCUGCAACAACGGCAGUCAUUGCUGGGGCUACAUCUUUACCACCGUUGGAUCGUGCUGGUCUUUCUGAAGCACUUUGGUUACACAUAACUAGUGCAGCUGCAAAAGGUGGGGGCUGGCGUGGUCAGAUUUGGGGAGGUACUCGACUUCUGGAUGACCCUUCCGUUAUGCUGGCCAGAAACAAUUCAGCUUUAGUUGAAAAACUUAAAAAAGUGUCGGUUUAUGAACUAACUCCACAUGAAAAGUUGAUCUUGCUUACUGCUUUGAUGGAUGAGCUCUUGCUUCAACCUCAGAUUCGAGAACGUAUGGAAGAUAAUUACGAACGUGUGCGUUUGUUACGCAAUCAGUUGCGCACUAUACAAGCUGAUAGAGCUGUAUUGAUUAGCUGUGGUACUGGAAUUGAGGAAGAACAAGAUGUUUUGACACAUAUGAAGAAAAUGAACUCCACAAAUGAUGGCCGUGUUCAUUUCGCUCCUGUUGGUCUUAAAGGACGCUUGGGAAGAGGAAGAGGUCGUCCAGUGGGUUCUGGUCGUACACUUAGCCGCAAAAAUACGCAACUAGAUUCGACAGUCGCUCCGUUGGAGAAAUUUUUGUCAGAUGAGGAUUAUACGUUAAUCAAUCGAAAGGAACAUCGACCCAAUUCAGAUACUGGAACAACAACUUCUUGUAUCUCUUCCUCAUCCACAGCUAAUAUAUAUGAAAAAUUGACAGAUUCAUUAUUAGAGGAACAAAAGUUAUUAGACUCUAUUACUCAGGUUUCGCGUGGUUGCUCAAUGAUACCUCUUGGUCAAGACAGAUUUUAUCGACAAUAUUGGCUAGUAAUGUCUGUACCAUGCAUACUGAUUGAGGAUUGCCUAUGUGUUGAUAAAAAUCCUUAUUAUACUCAUGUUACAAUUCGAAAUCGUCAAGUUGUAUAUACGUAUCCUGAACUUGCUAAACAAAUGGGUCUUAGUAGCUCUGAGGACGCUGGUAGACAUUUACGGGAAAUAAUCAAUUCUAUUAAGGAUAGUGAAUUAUUGGAUAGAGAAGAAAUAACAUUUCGUGUUGCCGCUUAUCUACCACAUCAGUCUUUAUCAUCAUCAUCAUCGUCAUCAUCAUUAUCAGGAGGUUUAUCAGUUGAACAACUGCGAACUCUUGUUAAACCGGAACGUGUCAGUGUCCAUGACUCUUCUUUACAUAAUGCCUGUCCUGCAGUUAAACAAUUAGCUAAGCUACGAUGUUAUCCAGGGAAGUCAUCUCUGUCCACAACUGUCUGGUCGAUUCUCAUACCCGAUAAGUACAGGGAAUUGUACCAAAAAAAGAUGCUUGAUUCAAAUAAUCAUACUAUCGUUUCUGAUUCAAACACAGAAGUUGUUACAUCUUCUUCCAUACGUGAUUGUUCUGAUACCCCUGUAAAAUUUGAAGAGUGUUAUAAUAACGUCAAUAACAAUUCUAGUGAUGAUAAUGAAUCGAAAUAUAAGACAGAUGUUUCUGACGAUAACAAAAAUUGGUCUUUUACAAAUGAUGAACUUGAUUUAAUGGUUGAACAAGCCAAAUGGACUAUUGAUUGUCUAGAAGCUUCAUUAAACCCUCGCGGUAUCCGUGAGUCUCGUCUUCGUAAAACGAUUGGUCAGUUGCGGCCUUUACUUAUUAAAGUACUUACCAUGUGUCCACCAGAAAUAAUUUGUGCAACGAACGAUAACUGUUCAACAGUAGUUGACAAGACAGCAAUUAGUACUCAAAUUGCAUCUGGAUCACUCGAACAUGUUGCUACCACUCCGGGAAAAUACAAUUAUUCAGGUGGUAAAUCAACUCAUGCAGUCAUGUGUUCGUGGUUGGAAAUCGCUCUUGUUGGUAUAGGAUAUCGUCUUGGUCGUUUGGAUUUGAUUAAGCGUCUUUUGUUCAAUAAAAGCGGUAGUCUCACGGAAAAUUCAUCAAACACUGAAACCGAACUAUGUAAACAAGAUCUUAAAGAAUCUCUUCAAAACAAGGGUCCCAAUGAAGUGGAAAAUGAUGAGACUGUCUCUGUAUCAGUUGAAGAUUGUACUGACAGUUCUAUGAAACUUUCUGAGGCUCUAAAAACUCCACUAAUUUGUAGUCCUAUUAAUCCGGAUGUAAAGCGUCUUUCACAAAUAAUUUUAUCACUGGGCCAUGAUGUUAGUCCGAAAGGAGUUGCUGGACCACUGGCGAACGAUGAAAGGACUUUGCGUAGUGAACCUAUUAAUAUGUCAAUCAACAAACAAUCAACUGAUUUAGAAAAUAUAUUUUCAGAAAAUACUGUACUAUCUGAAGUACAUGAUUCAAAUAUAACAGCUAAUUCUAAUAUGACCCAAUCAUUUAGAACUACUGGUUGGCAAAGAUGGUGUGUUAAUGUUGAACAGGCUAGUUCUACAGCACAGUUACAUUUAUUAGCACGUGCUCUUGAACGUGGAGCGCAUCGUGCUACCUUAGGUGGUAGAGGUGUGUCGUCUGCGAUUGCUAAUUAUGUCUCGCAACAUCCUUUACCUGCUCUAAAAUGUACUUCAUGUCGGGGUCCUCCAGAUGUUUUGACUCUAUCAACUGCAUCCGGCAAUCUGUCUGCAUUUUCUGUUUGCUCUGGUUGUGCUUGCCCCUAUCACCUGGAUUGUCUUCUUUCUUCAAGCACCCGACGAACUAGUACCCGACGAUCUCGAACUAAACAACUUGACAUUUCAGAUUCAAAUAGUCCAAAUAACAUUGAUUCACCGUUUACUGGGUUUCUGAGCAAUUAUUCCUCUUUAUCCAGUGUUACAUCUGCUCGUCUUGAAGUGUUAGGUGGUAGUCUUAUAUUGUGUGGAUUUUGUCUUCGUUCAGCCGAGGCGUUAUUGUCAGGAGCAGAUAAUCCUACAGGGCUUUUACAGUCGAACAAUGAAGCAUUUGAAUUAUCUACUACAUUAGUAUACACAAACGAAGAUUAUCCGGGUACUAAUGAAAGUACUUCACUCCAAAAGAAGACAAAUCGAGUUGGAAGAAAACGUCGUUCUGUUGUUUUUGACGAGUCUGAUGAUCCUACGUCAUGCGAUGGGAAUUCAGAUGAGAAAACUGAUCAUCCUCUUGAGAAUAUGGAGGAGCUGGAUCCUGAUAAAUCGACCGGAAAUCAGCAUACGGAAACGGGACACACAAAUAAUGUACAUGUAACUAGACGUCGUGGGAGACCUGCUCGUCUUCAUCGUGUAUAUAGUAGUCGUGGUCGUGGUCGUCGUUCAACGAAAUUUCUGUCAGAGAAAGUUAGUCAUUGUGAUAAAACUGUUGAACCGAGCUUAGAAGUUACUUAUGCAUCUCCCGCAUCAGUAGAUAUGUCAUCGAUCAGUAAAUUGUGUGUUACUGUGGAUGUUCAUUAUGAUGAUGAAGUCGAACAGUUGCUUAGUCCUUUAGAUCAUCAAAGUAAAAAACUCAAAGGAGACUCCGGGUCUGUAAAUUCAGCUUUAACAACAAACAAAUCAUGUCCAACUGUUGAACCUGAGGGAAAUUGUCGCUUAAAACGUGCAUCUAUUGUUUUAGAUAAUUGUGUUUCACAAAUUACGAGUACCAAUGAUAGAGGACGUCGUUCUAGUCGUGGUCGUCCUCGAAAAUCUGAAGUUACUCUACCCAACCCCUCACUCGAAAGUCCUGAUUCAGUCAAUCCUUUAUCGUGUAGUCGAGAGCAGUUUGAUCAAGCUACUGCUGAAUGCUUCCUAUCAGAACUAUGUACGAUCAGUUCAGCACGUCCACUUCUUCGAUGUGGUCUUGGUCGAACUGUAGCUUUGAAUGAAUUAAAUCAAGCUAACGGUAAUUCAGAAGAUAGUUUCGUCGUUAAUUCCCUAUCUGAACGUUCCCGAGCAAGUCAUCGAACACGCUCAACAACAUCGGGUCAUUCUUCUGAGGACCGUAGAUUAUAUGCUCUAGAUUUGGUCGGGUUACAAGAGAUUUUGGCUCGUGGAGAAUUACCUCAGGGACCAGGACAAGUAAUCUCUCAGCUGCGACUACUCCUAUCUCAUUGGCUGCGUAGCAAUCGUCCUGGUAGUCGUUUGCAUCAAUGUGCUUCAGAUUUACUAGAACAGAUGAAUAAAAAGUUGAAAGCGUUACAACAAUUGAAUAUCCCCACUGUUAAUGAUAAUAUCAUUAAUAGUAACAAUAGCAACAGUAGUAAUACUGUUACUAAUUCUUUAAAUAACAGUAAUAAUAUUGACAGUGAAAGUCUAAGUCCUGUCAAUCACCACCAAUCACAACCAUUAUUCACUACUAGUCAUUGUGGAAAACGCAAACGGUAAUGAUGAUGAUUUUAUGUUAAUUGAAAUAUGCGGUUUUACAUUUAUUGUGUAUAUUUAUUAUUGCCUUUUUCAUUCUUUACUACUUAUUUUUGUACAGUAAAAUCACUCUAUAUACAUAAUGAAUAGAAAAUGAGUAUUUUCACUAUCCCUUUCCGUCUUCGCUCUCUAUAAUAAGUCCUGUUUUGAUAAACGUAAGUAUGUUGUUACUACUUUUCUUAUUCUCCUCUCUGAACCACUUUUGAAAAUAAUGUCAAUUGAUGACCUCUUUCUUUUUGUUUCGAUUUGUAUAUGUUCAUCAUUUGUUUUUUUGUGUAUGUGCGGUUUCGUUCUUUAUUACUAUGUGCAGACUGUUAUUGAAAUUGUAAUAAAAUAUAGAAAUAAACCAAUUAUCAAUACACGUAAUUCCUUUCUUUACUUUUAAUCUAUCAGUUAAGUCAUUUUUAUGUGAUAUUCUCAUAAUGUUUCAUAAAGGAUAAAGCGAUAUGUGUUUUUGAUUGUUUUGUAAGAGCUAAUGUUUAAUUUCACUUCUUGUUUUAUAGCUUAUUAAAGUGUUUAUCCAGUAAAUAUUGGAAGAUUUUUAAAAGCUUUUUCAAGUAGUUGGGUAAAUUGUAUUACUAUUUUCUAUCCUUCAAUAAACGUUACCUGUAAGUCUUUAUUUAAGAAUUCUUAUUUACUCUUCAAGUUGGUGAAUUUAUUACUCAAUGAGAUAGUAUAGUGAAUAGUUUUCGUAACUAUUUUCUUUUAGUACAUUUUCUGUUAGUAAGUGUAUAACAAAAGUUCUAAAUUGAAUUAGUUUAAAUUAUUAUCUUUAGAUAUAGUCUGAAACCAAUUUCAAGAAGACUGGCAAAAUAUCUGAAAGAGAGCAAACAAUAAGAUGUGAUAUGAUGUUUUUGUUUGUGCUGACCCUACUUACUUUUGACCGUAUCUCAUUCGAUUUUGAAUCGUUGGUUAUAAUCAAAAAGCAAACAACUUACUUUAUAAGUACUACUUGCCACCUCUCAUGCUGAUCUUAUUAUUUCCAUUGAAGCGAUAGUCUUAUCCUCAUUAUUAACUGUUUAAAAAAUUUGAGUUUUUCAUUACAAUUGUUUGUGAAUGAGAUGUAUUUUCAUUCACUACUAAGAAUGUGAAUUCCAUCCAUACUGAGUAUAUAUUAUCAUUUUUCUUCAUUGAUUACCACCUAGGUUUUGUAAGUAUUCUUUAGAAAUCACUAAUCUUUGGAUUUUUAUCGGGAACUUGAAAAUACGAAAUACGAUCAUCUGUUAAUUAUUUAUAACUUAGUCUUAUCGUUAUACUCUAUUUGUAAGAGUUUGGAAUUAACCGAUCCUUGUGUUAGAUACUGCAGUUGUUCAGUCUAUUUUUGGCCUCUUUAUAUUGUCAUCUAGUCAUAAGCGUCUUCGUUUUUCCAUAUGUUCAUCAUACUACCUAAAAAUAGUAAGUAGUCUGAGUUGUGUCCAAAUAUUUUACAUGAGUAUCAUGAUGUGGUAUCCCUUUGUCAAAUCAGUUGAUUUAUUCUAUUCGUUUUAUCUAACCUCUGACUUAAUUGCAUUGGUUCAUCUUUAUAGUGUUAACCAUGCUUCAUUUUCCUUUAACUCUUCUAAACAACGACCUGUGUAGAGAGGUAAUUGAAAAUUUUCAGAUAUCUAGUAAUUUGUGGAAUGCUAUGCCGUAAGAGUUCGAUGAAUUUAAAACGUGAGUAUAUUGUUACAUAAAUUACACUGCAUAGAAAUAGUGUUUAUAUCCCAUAAUUGCCUUUUAGUAGUGUCAAUUUAUCGAUAGAUUAUUAUCUAUAAUUUGACCGAUAUUUCGAGAAUUGGAUUUUUAAUGUUCUGUUAAAUAAUCUAUGUAAAUAUAUAUGAGAAAGCUUUAGUUCUUUGUUGUAUUUAAGGUUUUCAAGGAUUUGAAUUCCAAGGCUUAACUCGACAUCCUCAAUAAGUAAACUGUUGUUGAUUCAAUUAGAGGAUAACAUAUUCAUUCGGUAAAAGUAAUACUAAGUGAGAGCUAUUGAUUAUGCGGAGACUUUUCAGUUGUAGGUUUAUUCAGCCUGGUCAAAAUCAGAUAAUUUUCGAAAACCAGGGAACUAUAGAUUGUUGAUUUGUCCUAGUAUGCGACUGAUUAGCCUAUUAAAUCAGUGUUCGUAAAUAUGAAUAACAACAUUGAUGUCUCCACUGAAAUAAAGAAAAGUUAUGUAACCGAUUGGAAUAAUUUCGAAUUCAAUCACUUGUAUGUUUGCUUUGAAUUUAGAUUUCAUUGUGGAUAGCUUCCGUCAGUUAUUGACAUAAGAUUGUAAGCCAGUCAAUAGGAAGAAAACACAUGUUUACAAUUUCACUGUAGAGUAAAUCUAAUAUCUGAAAUGAGGCAGCAGUUAGAAAUGUCAGAUUUCGUUAUCUUUAAGCCAUUAUUUCGUAAUCUCAUGAUACUGAACGAAAAAAGAACUUAGAUAAUUGACCGUAAACAUGUACAACUCAUGUGAGAAUAUUUAAUUCUGGAUGAUUAAUUCAGAAUGAUUCAGUAAUCUUUGUUGUUGUAAAAACUACAAAAACAUUCACCUUCCUAAUGAUACGACAAUUAAAAAUAGUCAUGGAAAUAUGUGUACUUUUAUAAACAUAAUAAUGACAAUGAUGAUUUGUCAUUUUUAUGGUUACAGGUAAUAACUAUUUCCCAAUGGAUGGUAAAAUUAAUUAUCUAAUAGUAGUUUUUUCUCAGUAAUGUCUACCUGUCAUAAACCAAGAAUACGAUAAAUUGUAAUCGUUAAUAAUCUUUGUUGUUUAAAUUAUUUUUUUAAAACUUUUUAGGCUAUAAUGAGACAACUCAGUACAGUUAUAGUUUACACUAUUACAUUUGUAUAGAAGGAAACUACUUAAUUUUGGUUAACUCGGAACUAUUGGUUAAAAAAUAAACUAUCCAAUGAAAUUCAAAUUGUAACUAGCAAUCACAUUGUAGUCGAAAUGUGCAACUCAAGUCUUUAAUAAACCAAUGAUGAUGAAGAAUCUUUCCGUUGACGUUUAGGACUGCAAUUGAUCAGUCUCUUAUUGGAAUAUGUGCACUCUGUGCGGCUUGUUUUAAGUCAUAUAUAUUAUAUGGAGAGAUAGAUGACGACUAGCAGUGGAAUCCAAGACGCGCGUUUCGUCCUAGUUCGAACUCAUCAGCUAGAUGUACCUUCGUCCCAGGGUUGACGUUCACUCUGGGACUCGAAAUCCUUAGUUUAUUUGCAUUUAAUCAUUGGUAUGCUAAAAUGUAAAUGAAUGUUGAUGAUUAUAUUGUACAUAUUAGUUCAUUGCACGCUACUACAUUUUGUUAUGGACGUGCAUGAUGUUGUUAUAUCUACUGAAUUCAUUUUUAAAAAUGUAUGCUUUCAUAAUAAAACUAACAUUUUAGUACUGUACGCUUUCAAAUUUGUUUGUUUUCCUCAACUUUAUUUGUAUUCUGCUUUACACAUUCAACUAAUUAAGAAGUUAAUAAAAUUUAAAUGAUAAGUUAAUAUCAGUGCUGAAUGCUUGUUAAUAAAUUAUGUAUAUCAUUUAUAUUGGCUUGAAAGUUUUAUUGUGAAGAAUGAAAGAAACUUAUCAUUAGACUGUUGUAUGUGAUCGGCUGGCAUAGAUUUUAAAAUAAACUAUAAUUCGUUCUCCAUUUGCAAUUUCCCCACUAAAUUAUGUAUCAAAUAUUAAAUUAAUAAUAAGGUUUUUAAACAUCUGAUGUAUCUUAGUAUUUUUGACGUUUAACGGUAUAGUUAGACAGUUUUAGAGGUGUUGUACGCCUUGAACUCUAUGAC
Molecule: messenger RNA, 10413 nt
Organism: Schistosoma intercalatum
Lineage: Eukaryota; Metazoa; Platyhelminthes; Trematoda; Strigeidida; Schistosomatidae
Source: the annotation of a GenBank genome assembly